UCAUAAAUUCGUUCGGCAAAGAUCGUCGUGAAUUCGCUUAGACGAUCGGCGAGGAGAAACAUCAAGACCACAGCAUACAAACUGGACUCAGAAAAGUAAACAACCUCAGCCAUAAAGGUGACAUAGUCUCACCCACGUGAGGACAUACACCUAUUAUAAUCGUGGAAGCUACCAAGGAUUCAUUACUAUGAUUAUGGACGGGUUGGAAACUCUUUCGCAGGUGGCACUGGAGGAGCAGAGCCUGGGUGAAAUAAGCUUCGAUAGCUACCACCCUGCUUCUAUAACUUCAACACCUAACGCCACAAAUAUAGAUGCAUUCGGGGAUGACAACCUUAACACACCGGUGACAGCCAGUUCGGAUGUAUUUCCAUUUACUGGAGAGGGAUUUAACGUGGAGCCUGUACCGAUCACUGGCACUGCUUCAAUAGAAGCAGUGAUCAGUAUUCCUCAAGCCGAUAAGGUGCAGCAGUUCUCGACCACCGUCGCUAGCCUGCCGCCCAUGUCUAAUACCACGAAGAUAUCCUACAAGGGCACUUUCACCACAACUGCCACGCCCACAUCAACUGGCAGUGCCCCGAACAUGUCAGGAUACCCAUCUGGUAUUAGUAUCACACCGAUUAUCUGCAGUCUUUUCUCUCAUGGAAACCAGGGCCAACAACAACAGCAAUCAGACUACAGUCCACAACCAAACUACAGUGGCAUGAGUCGCUCUCAGCAGUCUCAGAGCUAUACCAACAAGGCCCAGUUCACCGCCCCAGGGUCUCCUCAAAGUUUCCAGAGACAUCAGUCCCAGCGUCAACAAUCUCAGCCACAGGAGGAGCAGAAUCGCACUUCACCCAAUUUUUCUACACCUUCCCCUGGACGACCCCAUACAAGCAGUCCCCAAAGCGGACAGUUCUCGCCCCAAUAUCCCAGCACCGCUAAUGCUAGCAGCCAUAUGACAAGGUCCUGUCCAGCUACACCUGAGCCUAGCUUUUCCCAGAGAAUUGGCAGUCCAGACAACUUCGCCACACUGCCACCCUAUUCAAGACAAUCAUCCUACGACUGUGUAGUUUCUUCGACAUACUCUUCACUUCCCAACUACCCAAUGAAACAGCCGCCAACUUACUCGAGCUGUACACAGCAAAACAGUGGACUAAGUAUGAACUUUCAACAAUCUUCACCUAAUGACAUCCAACAAUCCGUAAUUCAAGUUUCCGAAGAAAUGGUUGUUAGUAAUUUUAAUAAUAGCUGGUCCUCUGGAAUGAACACGACAGCUAACAUCCCAGCUUUUGAUCAACUUCAAGUUAGCUCAUCCCAAUUUCCUCAAAUCAAAACAGAGCCUUUGAAUGACUAUCCCAUGACUACGAUGGGGGAUUUCACGCCUUCGCCUCAACCUAUCCAGUCAUUCCCAUCUACAUCCAAAGCUGUGCUAGAACUUUUACAAAAUCCAUACCAACAAGGAGCUUUAAAACUGUACCCCGUCAAAGCAAGGAAGUACCCUAACAGGCCAAGCAAGACUCCACCCCAUGAGCGUCCCUAUGCCUGUCCCGUCGGUGGUUGUGACAGGCGGUUUUCUAGGAGUGACGAACUAACUAGGCAUAUUCGUAUUCACACUGGUCAAAAACCAUUCCAGUGUCGGAUAUGUAUGCGAUCCUUCAGUCGCAGUGAUCACCUUACGACUCACAUCAGAACACACACUGGUGAGAAGCCAUUCAGUUGCGACGUUUGUGGUAGAAAAUUCGCCCGCAGUGAUGAGAAAAAACGCCAUAGCAAAGUUCAUCAGAAACAGAAGGCUAAGAAGGAAGCGAAACUUUUGGCCACCAGUGCUCCACUGACUCCUAUCUCGGACUCUCAGCUUAGCUCAGAGAAUGCUAUCAGCAGUUCCAUUCCUUUGACUGUAACCACAGCUAACGCUUUAUAAACAGUAAAAUAAUCUGUCACUCAUAAGUCUGGGUGGAUAAAUUCAGCACUUAAUUUAAAGUCAAUUUUAUAAACUGAUUAUCAGCUAAAAGUCACUGAUCAUCUUCAGAUAUUCUAGAUGUUCAUUGUUAGUCAAUUCAGCAUGCCAUUAGCUUUUUAACUUGAUAUUUUAUUCAUAUAUGUAUAUACGUGUUGCAAUGUGCCACAAACAUGAUGUGUUUGUAAAAUCUAAUAUCAAAUAGUAAGUUACCUGAGGACCAUCCGAUUUCGUAGAAUGCCACGUAAGCUGUCUGUAUUGUUGUUAAACGACAUUUGGAUGACGGUAGUUAUAGGUGAUUUGCUGUUGUAAUUGAGUUUCUAAGCUGAGCUCUGAUCAUUUGGUAUGACGCAGAUGAAACCAAAUAGCGUGAGCUAGGCUUCAUUACAAUGAGAGGUCUAUACCGUCAAGUGGAGAAAAUCGGAAGGAUUUUAAUUACGAAUACAAAUUAUUUUUCUACUAUAUUGAAUAUGAUUUCUGUGCUCAAAAUGUCAGUGGUAUAUGUUUAUAUGUAAUUUGUCAUGGAGAUGUGAUAUUUUGUUAUGUCUUUUUAUACAUGUGUCUUGACUGCGCUGUAAAUUUUUCUUUGUUAAUGGUAAUAUAUAUAUUUUGCCAGUUGAAAUUUUAUUUUCGUUACAUGGAUUCAAUACCAAAGUUCUUGCUGGCAAAGAAUGGUGAUCUUGUACAGUGUUAUUUGUCAUUAAAUAUAUUUAACUAUAAUAAAGUUCCAAAAUGAU
This is a messenger RNA of Lingula anatina, 2676 nucleotides long. RefSeq lists its product as uncharacterized. Gene Ontology annotation, biological process: regulation of transcription by RNA polymerase II. Lineage: Eukaryota; Metazoa; Brachiopoda; Lingulata; Lingulida; Lingulidae. The record is from RefSeq and is a predicted model, not a curated record. Gene Ontology annotation, molecular function: DNA-binding transcription factor activity, RNA polymerase II-specific; RNA polymerase II cis-regulatory region sequence-specific DNA binding.